CAGCAACUACAACAACAACAACAACAACAGCAACAACAAUUACAACAACAAUUACAACAAGAUACUUAUAAUAAAGACAGCACCACGAUGCCUGCUUCAGUUCAACAACACACUGUGCCAUCCAUUCAAGAAAAUGGUCAACCUUCUGUACAUACACCCAUCCAAGACUCACAACCAUCCACCACUAAACCACGGAAUAGUCGAUACCAACAAUACGAUCAACAUGUGAUGCAACAAAGAAAAGAUCGACCUAGAUUGAAACUAGAUGAUUUCCAUCUAUUACGUACAUUGGGUACAGGUUCGUUUGGAAGGGUAUUAUUGACACAAUCUCGACACAAUCAUCGAUACUAUGCCAUCAAGAUCCUCAAAAAGUCAGAAGUGGUUCGCUUGAAACAAGUGGAACAUACCAACAAUGAAAAGUUGAUCUUGGAACACGUUGCUUGUCCUUUUAUCAUCAAUUUAUGGGGUACAUUUCAAGAUGACUCAUUUUUAUAUAUGGUGAUGGAUUAUGUUCCUGGUGGUGAACUGUUUUCUGUAUUAAGAAGAAGCAAGCGAUUCCCAGAUCAUGUUGCCAAGUUUUAUGCAGCUGAAGUGAUAUUAGCCAUUGAUUAUUUACAUGGCAAAGAUAUUAUAUACAGGGACUUGAAACCAGAAAAUUUAUUAUUGGAUGCUCAUGGACAUGUCAAGAUCACUGAUUUUGGUUUUGCAAAGUUUGUACCAGAUGUUACUUGGACAUUAUGUGGAACACCUGAUUAUUUGGCACCAGAAAUCAUUCAAUCCAAAGGAUAUAGUAAGGCAGUAGAUUGGUGGUCAUUAGGUGUUUUGAUUUUUGAAAUGUUGGCUGGACAUCCUCCUUUCUUUGAUGAUGAUCAUCUGAAAUUAUAUGAAAAGAUCAUUCAAGGAAGAAUCAAAUGGCCUCCUUAUUUUGAACCUUCAGCAAAACAUUUAUUGGAACGAUUACUCACAAGUGAUUUAUCAAAACGGUAUGGUAAUUUGAAAAAUGGUGCAGAGGAUAUCAAAAGACACCCUUGGUUUGAUGGUGUGGAUUUUGAAUUAGUGGCCAAACGACAAAUCCGUGCUCCUUAUGUACCAAAACUCAAUGGUGAAGGUGAUGCUAAUAACUUUGAUCGUUAUGCUGAAUCCAAGGAUGAAUAUGGUAAACCUGCUCCUGAUCCACAUGCUGACAAGUUUCCUACAUUUUAGAUAUAAUUAUCAUCAUUAUUUUUUAUAUUUGUUUGUCUUGUUUUAUAUAAUAAUAAAAAAGAAAAG
Halteromyces radiatus is the source of this 1269-nucleotide messenger RNA. RefSeq names its product kinase-like domain-containing protein. Gene Ontology annotation, biological process: peptidyl-serine phosphorylation. Bases 88 to 1203 code for a protein of 371 amino acids. Gene Ontology annotation, molecular function: ATP binding; cAMP-dependent protein kinase activity. The transcript has 6 exons. Lineage: Eukaryota; Fungi; Mucoromycota; Mucoromycetes; Mucorales; Cunninghamellaceae. The record is from RefSeq and is a predicted model, not a curated record. Gene Ontology annotation, cellular component: nucleus; cAMP-dependent protein kinase complex.